Drosophila bipectinata is the source of this 2037-nucleotide messenger RNA. It is a transcript of the gene S-Lap7, whose product is annotated as Sperm-Leucylaminopeptidase 7. Gene Ontology annotation, cellular component: cytoplasm. Gene Ontology annotation, biological process: proteolysis. Lineage: Eukaryota; Metazoa; Arthropoda; Insecta; Diptera; Drosophilidae. Gene Ontology annotation, molecular function: metalloaminopeptidase activity; manganese ion binding. The record is from RefSeq and is a predicted model, not a curated record.
UUUGAAAUAUCCAGUAUAAUUUUAUUCGUACGCCGGUAAAGAACAGAGUUCGUUUGAAAAAGUCCCCAGAAAAAAUUUACCGUCUACUUUUUUUUUUUUUUAUUUUUUUUCGUUUGUACUUUACUGACUAAGCUCUUUGGUAAAAAUAUAAAUUUUUAUAAGUCUAUCAGACGGACUUGUUUUAUCUCAAAAUUUAUAAGUUCGAAGUAUACGUGUAAAAAAAUUGUAUUUCGUCUCAAAAUUGGUAAUACCGCGUUUUAAUAAAAUAACAAAGCGUUGAAGCUUCGAUUUCCAAACACCAAAAGUCAAUUAUAAAAAGCCAAUAGCCACAAAACCUCAACUAGCUGCAGAAUGAAGUCGGUGCGUCAGUUCCAGUGCUUUUUGAAGACAAUGCGUGUUCUGUGCCGGCCCCUCAACCUGGGAAAGAUCGGCGUACGUUUUACAAGCGGCUGUGGCGAGAAGUCAGCCAACGCAAAGGGCGUUGUGGUGGGCCUCUAUCAAAAGGAGGGGGACAAGGACCCAAAGCUCACCCCGGCCGGCCAAAAGAUCGACAACCGAAACGACGGGAAGCUGAUGAAGCUGAUCUGCGAGACCAAGCUGGACGGCCGAGUUGGUCGCGGCAAGGUCUUCAGCAACAUCGACAGUGAUUUUGCGUCGGUGGCCGUUGUGGGCGUCGGCCUCGAAGGCAUCGGCUUCAACGAGCUGGAGAUGAUUGACGAAGGCAUGGAGUUUGUGCGCGUGGCGGCCGGAGUAGGAGCCCGGUCGCUGCAGUACCAGGGCAUUGGCAUGGUCUCGGUUGACGGCAUGGACUACGCGGAGCAGGCGGCCGAAGGUGCCCAGCUGGCCGUCUGGCGGUUUCCCGACAACCAAAAGGUCAAGCCCAUGGUGCCCCAACUGGAGUUAUUCGAUUCGUCCGACAACGAGGGCUGGACUCGUGGCAUCUUCAAGGCUGAGGCCCAGAACCUGGCCCGUCGCGUCAGCGAUGCUCCCGCCAACUGCAUGACGCCCACCCUGUUCGCCCAGGCCACCGUUGACGCCCUGUGCCCGUGCGGCAUCAGUGUCGAGGUACGCACCAUGGACUGGAUCGAGACGCAGCGAUUGAACGCCUUCCUGAUGAUCGCCAAGGGCAGUUGCGAGCCGCCAGUCUUCCUCGAGAUCAGCUACUGCGGUACCGUACCCGAGGACAAGCCCAUCCUGUUCGUGGGCAAGGGCAUAACCUUCAACUCCGGCGCCAUCAACCUGCGACCUUGCGAGGGUAUGGACGAGUACCGUGCUUCCAUGUCCGGCGCUGCCGCCGUGGUGGCCAUGAUGCGCUGCGUCGCCGCCCUGUCCCUGCCCAUCAACGUCACCUGCGUCAUCCCCCUGUGCGAAAACAUGCCCUCAGGAAUGUCAGCGAAGCCUGGCGAUGUGGUCACCCUUCUUAACGGCAAAACAAUGUCCGUGCGUGACCUAGACAAGGCCGGCGUGGUGGUGCUAGCCGAUGCCCUGCUGUACGGCCAGAAGACUUAUACGCCCCGCCUGGUCGUGGAUAUAGCCACACUCAAUAACGGCACCAAGAAGGCCUUUGGUGGCGGUGCCACUGGAAUCUUCUCCAACUCCCACUACAUCUGGAAGCAGUUCCAGCGCGCUGGUGCCAUCUCCGGGGAUCGGGUGUGGCGUCUCCCCCUGUGGCACUACUACAAAAAGCAGGUCACUGACAACCGUUCCUUCGAUCUGAGCAACAAUGGCCGCGGACUGGCUUCAUCCUGCCUGGCGGCUGCCAUUCUUCAUGAGUUGGUGCCCUGCCUGGAUUGGGCCCAUCUGGAUACCCGCGGCACAGGUCUUUUAACAAAGUAUGGUCUGGUGCCCUAUCUGACCGAGAAGCGAAUGACCGGACGUCCCACGCGCACCCUGGUGCAGUUUGUCUACCAAAUAGCAUGUCCCGAGAUGAAGUGAGAGUAGCACUCGUGAUGGUUGCACCAAGGCAGCCAAGAUGUUUUACGAGUAGUUUGUAUAUUUCAUUUUUUAUAAGUGCAAUAUAAGCGCGGCGUAUUAGUA